Molecule: messenger RNA, 1791 nt
Organism: Cladocopium goreaui
Lineage: Eukaryota; Dinophyceae; Suessiales; Symbiodiniaceae
Source: the annotation of a GenBank genome assembly
AUGCCCUGGAGAUCAAACGUAGGAGAGCCAGAUGGAAAUGGUGAAAACGCAGUCGAGGCCUCACCAGGAGAACAGACUUCGCCAGGUGGGUUUUCGGAGGCACAGGGCCCCAACACUGGUUUGCAUGGAUGGGAUGACAGUCUGGUAGAGUCAGAACAAAUGGGUUUCUUGGAAUCUGGACAGUAUACAUCCCCUCUUUUUGGGACAGGUGAUAAUUUGGAGCCUGGAUCGGAAGUGCCAUCUGCAACUCACUAUGACGGUGAAACUGCAGCAACCUGGAGGUUGCCCAAAAAGAGGGUCCUUGACAAUGCGUUGGUACAGCAACAUGCGGGUGUCGACAGCCAUUUGUUUUUCAAUAUGGUGAAACUGCAGAAGCCUCAGGAGGCUCUGAAACAACCUUGGGAGAAAGGGGUCAUGGCCCAGAUUUGCGGUGCUUCACAGACAAGACUGCCUAUGCCCUGGCUUACCUUACCAAGUGUGGGUCGUAGAGACAGUUUGAUGGGCGCCACUCCCUUGGAAGAGCCACCUGAGAAGAAAGCCAUGCGAACACCUUUUCAUUACAGACUCUUGUUGACAACUCGACUUGCUCAAACAGAUGACCAGCUCAGAGCUAAAGCAAUGCGACGCUUGCGGGACUUGGUUUUGGUGGCUCCCGAUCAGUCUAGGUUGGGGAGAGCUUUGCUGGACGUUUCUGGACAGCUUACUGGAGAAGAUCGCAUUUCCAGUGUCUUUGCAGAUGCUUUCAGAAGCCGUGCAACAUCAACACUGGUGAAGCGGUCAAUGGAUUACUACAAGAUGGCAGUCUGGAUGGACCAACAGCUGGACCUCAGGCCAAUGCAGGUGUCUGAGAACGUGGUUUAUCAGUAUCUCUCAUUUUUGAGAGAAUCAGGGUCAGCCCCGACCUUAGCAGAUGCAACGGUGAAAGCAGUAUGGUUCAUGCAUUCAACGGCAGGUUUCAUUGAUUUCCAUGCUGACAUGUUUUCAUCAAGAAUUACAGAAGUCUGCAGAGAUAUGUUCAUGCGGAAAAGGAUCUUGAAGCAGGCCCCAGCUUUUCCUGCACGAGUGGUCCGAGCCUUGGAGGAGUAUGCACUUCUGACCAAAAAUGUCGUGGAUGCCAGAUUUGUCAACUUCAUCCUCUUUUGCAUUUUCUCUAGUUGCCGUGUUGGAGAUGCUUCGAAGAUUACAGAGGUGACUUUUUCGCAAUUCCAAGAGGUGUAUCUUGUGGAGGCUGCGACAACGGAAGCUAAGAACACUGCAACCAUGGAACGUAGAAGAAUGUUGCUGCCUUUCACUGCCGUGGGUUGGGGUGUGUACCCAAACCCAUGGAGCAUCAAAUGGAAGAUGCAACUUGAGGCAGAGAAACAUGUCACGAUCAUGCCAGCGCGUUUGACGACUGCAGAGGCGAACAUGUGGCUCAAAGAGAUCCUCAUGCGUGUUGGCCUUACGUUGUCAGAGGCUUGCAGGAUCUUCAAGGACAAUGCAGACUUGUUCGAGGGUCCAGAAGAGGUGACAGAGCCGCCGUGCGACUGGGCUGCCUCAGAGUCAGACGUGUCUGGAGAUGAAAGUUUGCAAGAGGAGUCACAUUUCAUGAGGGACCAUCAAACACAUGCCAGUGAAGUUUGUGGUGACAGACUCCUUCACAAAGAGUCCAUGGUCGUUCAUGUGGCAAGAGAUCAGCAGACGUUGUGGUGUGGCCGCAAGAAGUCAGCCAAUUACCGAGAGUGGCAGAUCGGCGACCCUGACUGGGAGCAGUUGCUGGUGUGCCAACAGUGCGACAAGUCCAAACCUUAG